AUGCCAAAAACUCGACGUCCCCUUCGAAAACCUGUUUCACCGAUCCAAGCAAGCCCAAAUCGUUCAAUGGGCAAAAGUCACUUGCAUCAAACUUCGCGCAAGCGUUUGCGCCGUAUCUCAAAUACGGAGGAUGAUGACCACUACAAACCAUCCAAAGACAGUGACUCAUCAGACACCGAUGUGGACCUCAAGCCCCGUGGAUCUUCAACCAGACGCAAUCGGCGUCAAACACACGUUCAAUCUGUCGAUGAUGAUGAACUUUUAGACCGACUUUCCAGACAAAUCUCACCUGAAGCGACGAAUACACGUGACCCUGUCAACAAUACCACCGAAGUCACCCAGCACGACUCUUCAAUAGAAGACAUAGAUAACCUACCGAGUGUUACAAACUAUAAGGAAGUUAUUGAUGAAUGGCCUCUUCCACGGAUUGCUGUGGUUGAACGACAACAAAAGCAAAAGCAAAAUGUGGUACCACCUGAUAUAUUGAAGGAAGCUAAAGCGAUUCAAUCACUUUACAAACAACAAAAGUCAUUGCUAGCAAUCAUGGGCAAUGUUAGUAUGUUUACUAUUGAUAAGGCUUUAGGAGAGCUUGGAGGUCGCCGCAGACCUAGCGGUUACCAAAUCUUCCUGAAGUAUAGCAAUGAGAUCCGACCUGAGCGCAUGCCAAAAAAGGGCGGUGAGAAAGGUAUCUUAGCCAACCGAAAUCGUAUACUAGGAGGAAAAUGGACGGCAAUGCCACUACGUCACCAAGAAGUAUUUUCCCCCCCGGUAUUUUAUGUGCUCUCCGGCCUCACUUAUACUAAAGCAGUUAUUAAAGUUAAUGAUGACCUAGAAGAAUCUGAUGAUGAAGCCGAAGUUGAAGAGGCUAUUCAUGCUUUUGAAUUUGAGCCAGGGGAACGUGCUGAGUUUGAGGCUUUGUAUGAUGAGCUGGUUUGGAAGGCGAAAGUAGCUAAAGAGUAUAGCAAAUCGGUAUCCGGUAAAUCUCAAGGUCCUACUCUUCCGGAUUUUAACCGGCAGUCGCUCAAAUGUAUUGAGCGGCUUCACAAACAGAUUGAAGACGAAUCGAAAAAUAUGGGAUUCAGUUACUAUCUCUUAGCAUGUAGCACUUAUGCUUCAACCGAAGUAGAUACCUCUUCACGCGGGUGGUGCAAAGAGUACACUUCGCAUGAAGAUAUGGCCACAUAUGUUAAUAAAAAAUGUAACUUUGCGACAUUGUUUGGAGCAACUGCACAAGGACUUUCUGUCGCUGAGACAGUUGCGGAAACCAUUGGAGGAAAAGUCAAGCAUAAACAAUGCGGGAGAAAAGCUGAUGCUGGUGAUGUAGUGAAGUCAAAGCUUGCGGCGACCUUAAGAAGCAAACUAUCUUCUUUACUAGGACGUGAUCAAGGCUUUCCCCAUGGCCCAGACCCCGAAGCCAUUUUCAAAGCUAGAGGUUACGACAUCAAGUUAGUACAAAUGCCAGGUUCGACACUUCCUCAUGAAACUCUCAAGCUUGGAUUUGCUCGAAUGGAUAGGAGUCGAUCACAAUGGCUGGAUGAUAUUAAUGCAGAUCUUUUUAAGUUAGAGAAGAUCGCAUCUGAUGUGGAUGUUGAUGGAAAUAAUGAAAAUGAGCAUGAGUUUGAUGAAGAUUUUAUCAACACGCAGAUUGUAAAUGAGAUAGAUGAGGAGGAAGAAUGGAACGGAGUAGGACUUUGA
Melampsora larici-populina 98AG31 is the source of this 1695-nucleotide messenger RNA. RefSeq lists its product as uncharacterized. The transcript has 5 exons. Bases 1 to 1695 code for a protein of 564 amino acids. The record is from RefSeq and is a predicted model, not a curated record. NCBI's taxonomy places the organism in Eukaryota, Fungi, Basidiomycota, Pucciniomycetes, Pucciniales, Melampsoraceae.